Molecule: messenger RNA, 1064 nt
Organism: Oryzias melastigma (Indian medaka)
Lineage: Eukaryota; Metazoa; Chordata; Actinopteri; Beloniformes; Adrianichthyidae
Product: eukaryotic translation initiation factor 4H
Exons: 2
Coding region: 111-407 (98 amino acids)
Source: RefSeq, a predicted model, not a curated record
CUGCACACAGGUGGCGCUGCAGCCCGUCUACCAAAGCCCGUUACUGUAUCGGUCCCCCUCCCCUCUGCUCCAGGGGGCGCCGGCCCGCCCACUGACCUCUGUCCACCCGUAUGUCUGCAGGUUUCAAGGAUGACGACUACAUGGGGGGGCGGAGUCGAGGCGGCAGCAGUCGUCCCAGCGACAGACGGGGGGGAGGCGGUGGAAUGGGACGGUUCAGAGAAGGACCCCCCCGUGGGGGGACAACAGACUUUAGGGAACCUUCUGAAGAGGAGCGAGCGCAGCGCCCCCGGCUGCAGCUGAAGCCUCGAACCGUCUCUGAGCCGCUCAACCAGGUCGCCAAUCCCAACUCCGCCAUCUUCGGCGGAGCCAAGCCACGAGAAGAGGUGACCUGCAAAGACGAACGCUGAGCGGGACGGCGGCGUUGGGUGGGAGGCGGCGUGAUGCAGGCGCCACGUUUAGCUUCAGAACGAGCAGACUGACCCCGCCCCAGCAGAAUAGUAGUUCAUGGGACGGUGGUCCUCCGGUAACACACCUGCAUGUCCGACCUUUAUCAUAGUCACUCCUCUGUAGCCCCGCCCCUUCUUCCUAAUAGGUCUACGUUUCCUGUUUGACUCCAAGCUUACGGUUUGAGUUCUCAAAAAUCCGCCAGCGAACCUCACAACGGAAACGAGACUCCGCCUCCAUCAGCUCCAUAGAGCCAGGAUAUGACAUCACAGUUCUGAAGGACUUCCUGCUGUGUCAUGCUAGCAUGCUAACGUCCUGCGACUGUUCGCGGGAAAGAAGUUCUAAAACAAUCGUACGUUUUCAGACGCUAAAGUCGUUUGUUAGCAUGUUGGCGUGUUUUCGCUCUUCCUGGUUCAGUCUCAGACCACAGAGUAACAGCUGCAAAGGAUUCUGGGAUUGAAGAAGGGACGUCCGUUCCUUUUCAGAGGAAAUGCUUCCAGGUUAUUUCUUUUUCUAAAAACAGGAAGUCAGACGCUCGCCCUUCCUGCUGCUGGAUCAUGUGGGUGUGGUCUGGUGGUGCAUUCGAGUUCUUGAAGGGGGGUGGGAAAUGUGAAACCAGA